Messenger RNA from Staurois parvus, 1308 nucleotides. NCBI's taxonomy places the organism in Eukaryota, Metazoa, Chordata, Amphibia, Anura, Ranidae. The record is from the annotation of a GenBank genome assembly.
CAGGUGUCACGGACUCUGGAGGAGUUUGAUGUGGAGGAAAAGGCAGGCAGCACACUGGAGAGACAGUACCCCAACAUCAAAGUCAUCAGUUCUGCUGUCAGUGAGUUAAAGGCUGAGUUGCAGCAAGUGAUUACGGAGGAUGGAAGACAGUACACCUAUGACAGGCUGUGUCUGUGUGCUGGUGCAAGACCCAAGCUCAUCAUGGAUGGGAACCCCUAUGUGCUGGGGAUACGUGACACAGACAGUGCUAAGACCUUCCAGAGUCGCCUGGCUAAGGCUAAACGGGUGGUUAUUGUGGGGAACGGAGGAAUUGCACUGGAACUGGUAUAUGAAAUUGAGGGUUGUGAAGUGAUCUGGGCAGUGAAAGACAAGUCCAUCGGGAACACAUUCUUUGAUGCCGGAGCUGCUGAAUUCCUCAUCCCACAACUGAGAUCUGAUAAACAAGAGACUCCCUUGGCCUGCAAGAGAACCAAGUAUACCACAGAGCCCACUGGAGUAAUUUCAGAGAGAAAGGAGUCCCAACUGGGCAGUGCACUGGGGCCUGACUGGCAUGAGGGGAUGAAUCUGAAGGUUGCACAGCAAUUCUCCCACUGUGUCCAAACAGAGAUGGAAUGUGAAGUAGAGAGGAUCCUCCUGAGUGAUGAAUUCAAGCUGCUGAAUGUCCCGGCCCACACUGUUGCCUACAUUGAAUGGCCAGUUUAUGUAGAACUGACAAAUGGAAAACUGUACGGCUGUGAUUUCAUCAUCAGUGCUACAGGAGUGGUCCCGAACAUCGAGCCAUUUCUUCCUGGUAAUAAUUUUGACGUUGGGGAAGAUGGAGGUCUGAAGGUGGAUGACCACAUGCGGACAUCAGUGCCCAAUGUAUAUGCUGCUGGUGACAUCUGCACUGCAGCCUGGACACCAAGCCCACUCUGGCAGCAAAUGAGGUUGUGGACGCAAGCACGGCAGAUGGGCUGGUAUGCAGCAAAGUGUAUGGCAGCUGACCACCUUGGGGAGAAGAUUGAAAUGGAUUUCUGCUUUGAACUCUUUGCACAUGUUACCAAAUUCUUCAACUACAAGGUGAUUCUGCUGGGGAAGUACAAUGCACAGGGUCUGGGUUUGGACCAUGAACUGAUGCUGCGCUGUACCAAGGGACAGGAGUAUGUCAAAGUAGUGAUGCAGAAUGGCCGCAUGGUGGGGGCAGUGCUGCUCGGGGAGACGGACUUGGAGGAAACAUUUGAGAACUUAAUGUUAAAUCAGAUGGACCUGUCAGCAUAUGGAGAGAACCUACUGGAUCCAAACAUUGACAUUGAAGAUUAUUUUGAUUAG